Molecule: messenger RNA, 1263 nt
Organism: Ostrea edulis (European flat oyster)
Lineage: Eukaryota; Metazoa; Mollusca; Bivalvia; Ostreida; Ostreidae
Product: acetylcholine receptor subunit alpha-like
Exons: 1
Coding region: 1-1263 (420 amino acids)
Biological process (GO): regulation of membrane potential; monoatomic ion transmembrane transport; nervous system process
Cellular component (GO): synapse; neuron projection; membrane
Molecular function (GO): extracellular ligand-gated monoatomic ion channel activity; neurotransmitter receptor activity; transmembrane signaling receptor activity
Source: RefSeq, a predicted model, not a curated record
AUGAACCGUUAUACGUGUUGGUUCCCUUUGCUGAUCUGCGGACUCUUACUGUGUACUAUCCAUGCUAUGCAAUACUCUGACGCCGAAGCACUGCUACAAGCCAUCUUUAAGAACUACUCAAAUGAUCUUCGUCCAAAUAAGAAUUUUGAAGAACCUACUGAUGUUUCUGUUUACCCUCUUAUUUUUUCUAUAAAUGAUUUUGACGAAGUCUCCGGAGUUCUAUCUGUUGUGUGCGCGUUUUCGCUAACAUGGAAUGAUUUUCGAUUGACCUGGAAACCGGGUAACUAUGGUGGCAUCACCGAAUUUCCUAUUACGCCGAAGAAAAUUUGGAUUCCGAAUCUACUUUUGAUUAAUCCAGCAAAUAAAAUGGAAGCUAUUGGAAGUGCUGAUUUUGUAGGGAAUGUAAAUUAUAACGGCCUCGUCUCCUGGUUACCCGGAUGUCUGAUUCAGACUGUGUGCAGUGUUAAUAUAUAUGAAUUUCCUUUCGAUACACAGAAAUGUUCUUUUAAUUUAGCUCUGUGGGGAUAUUCGCCAUUACAAGCUAGAGUGAUUCCAUUUGACAAUACGUCCUAUGUGGAUACAACAUUUUAUUCUUCUAAUGCUAAAUGGGCAUUAGAAGGAACUGGAAUGAAAGGACACGCUUUAGGAGAUUACGAUAAUUUAAUCCAAGUGCAGUUGAUUUUGAAGAGGAAAUCUCUGUACUUUGUUAUGAACAUGUUGGCCCCCAUCUUACUCCUGUCCUUACUGAAUCCUCUGGUUUUUGUGUUGCCCGUUGACAGUGGAGAGCGUGUGUCCUAUGCUAUCACGAUCUUUCUGUCCUUUGCUGUCUUCAUGACACUGCUCAGCGACAAUAUUCCAAAAUCUUCUGAGCCAAUGUCUUUAAUGUCGUAUUUCCUUAUAGAGACUAUGGGUAUGAGCACACUGAUAUGCGUUUUGACUGUUAUCACGAUGAAUUUUCAUUUCAAAGAGUCUCAAUCACGAGUGUCCAGGAAAGCUGUGAUUAUUUUAAAUGUUCUACGAUUUCAGUUUCUGUGUCAAUUAUGUGAAAAACACACAAAGAUAUCUAAAGUAUAUGACAACGCGGAAUUGGGAGACAUUUCUAUACAAAACAUAACUAAUGAAGACAAAUUACAAAAUGAAGAAGCAGGAGAGGAAAUAAGUUGGAAGACACUAGCAGAGGGAUACGACAGUGUAAUGAUGUACUAUUUUUACUUCUUUGUCUUUCUACAGUGGUUCAUCUUCAGCUCUAUUUUAGCGUUUUAA